Messenger RNA from Anisakis simplex (herring worm), 222 nucleotides. Lineage: Eukaryota; Metazoa; Nematoda; Chromadorea; Rhabditida; Anisakidae. The record is from the annotation of a GenBank genome assembly.
AUGGAAUGCAAACCGAAUACCUGUGGUGCAAAUGCGAAAUGUUUCGUUGCGUAUCAUCAAAUCAACUGCGCGUGCUUACCGGGAUAUUCAGGCGAUCCAUGGAAAGGAUGUGGGAAGAAGAUGGCACGGGCAUGCAUAGGUGGCGAUCCCCACUAUUUGACAUUCGAUGGACAGAAAUAUGAUUACCAGGGAACGUGUCCGCAUGUUUUCGUUGAGCCGUGC